UUAUUAUUAUUGUUGUUGCCGUGCUGCAUUGCAUCGUGCGCGCUCUCACACAAUAGCGGACGAUGUGAGGGGCAGGGAAGAAUUAAAAAGAAAAAAAAUUUUUUUUUUUUACAAACGAAAAGCGAUUUUUUCGAUCAAAAUUUUUUUUCCCUUCGCUUCCCGUCGCGCCGCCGCCACCGCUGCUCGUUCAGUGCGCGCGUGUGUGUGUGUGUGUACGUGCUCGUGGAAAACUGCCGCCGCCGCCGCCGCGCUUUCGUCCGGGGGGCCCCUAUCGCGCAAGGAAACGCGACCGACGACGACUACGCUCCACACCGCUGCGCUACCCCGACGGAGCCGCCGACCGUCGUCAUCUCCGCUGGCAACCGUGGCACAGCGAGGACGUGCUGCCCUGACCAUUGUGCCCGCGACCCACCAGCACAGCCGACCGGCCGGACGUCCUGUCCGUCGUCGUCGUCCAGCAGCCGUCCGCCGUCGUCGUGUACACACCGUCUGCGGUCCGGCGUUCCGUCGUUCUGAAAUGCCGCUGUCGUCGGAUCGCCUCUGCGUCCACCGCUACGCACAACCAAAGCCGGACUCUUCGCUCUGAUAUUACAUGCCCACGAUUGCGGUGCUGUAAGAUUUUAAUCUGACUUUCAACAACAUAAAUACUUGUAAAAACUAAAUUAUUUGCCAUGGUUAUGGUAACUUUCAUGAACCACAAACUUUUAAUGUACGUAUAAUUCAAAGAAAAAUUAACUAUGGAUAAUAGAAGAUCAUGGAAGGGACAACUGUCGCUGAAGGAAUCAGAACAUCGCAGGUAUUCAGAUUCAGAAGAACACAAGAGUAAAACAUCAGCAUCUAAUAAUUCAGAAUUAUCAAAUCUAGUUUUGAUGCGCAACAGUACUUUGGGGCAGUCAGCACCUUCUUUAUCAAAUAGUUUGAGAGAAUUACAUGUUACUGGAGGAUCUGGAAGACGUUCAAAUAAGGCUAGUCACAGAAAAAGUUUUAUAUCAAAUACAUCACCUACAUUACCAAGAUGUCACUCUCCAAUGUCAAGUAGUCCACUGGAAAGCCCCAAAGUAGUUCACUCUCAUCCUCAUUUUCCAUUUGUUUCAAUAAAAAGGCCAUACAAUUUACUCAAUACAGAUUGUCGUGAUGGAAGAAGGUGGUCUGUUGCUUCAUUGCCAUCAUCAGGUUAUGGAACCACUUCUGGAAGUUCAAAUGUUUCAUCUCAGUGUUCCAGUCAAGAGCGUUUACACCAGCUUCCAAAUAUGCCAACAUCUGACGAAUUACAUAUGUUUUCUAAACAUUUUUCAUCCAAUGACAGCACUCAUAGUGCAGAAGAAGAUAACAUAAUUUAUCGUAAACCCCGUUUCAAUCGCCCACGUUCUAGAAGCUUAAGCAGUCCGAGCAGAUCACCUGUACUUGAUAAUGAUAUAGUUAUGAUGAAUGUGCUUUAUAAAGAUAGGUUUCCCAAGGCUACUCAUCAGAUGGAAGAACGUUUAAGCAUGUUUAUAAAUGAAUAUGAAAAACUUAAUUUAGAACACAUUGAUAUAUCAGCAGACGCUGUACCUAUUGUUAGAUUUGUUAAUCAUCAAGUGUUAGAGAUAGCUAGAGAUUGCUUAAAAAAGUCUGAAGAAAAAUUAAUUACACGAGGUUACUUUUAUGAAAUGUCAGAAAAUUUGGAGUUAUUGUUGGCUGAAGCAAGAGAAAAGUCCGAAGAAGCCACUGCACUUUUGACAGGAACAAUGAAAAAAUUGUUAUUAAUAAUAUCCAGACCAGCUAGGUUACUUGAAUGCUUAGAAUUCGAUCCUGAAGAAUUCUACCAUUUGCUAGAACAAGCUGAAGGUCAAGCUAAAAUCUGUCAAGGCAUUAAGGAUGAAAUACCACAAUAUAUAAUAGGAAAAUUAGGCUUAAAUCGCAACUCUGUUGAUGAUAUUGAUGUAAACUUUCAUAAAUUAGAUGAAUAUUCUUCGUCUUUAAUGAAAAAAACUCAACAACAAAGUACUAAAAAAGAUACAUUUUCUGCUGCACCUUCAGAAGUUGAUUUUGAUGUAAUUAAAUUGAUCUCUAAUGGUGCAUACGGCGCUGUGUAUCUCGUAAGACAUAAACAAACUCGUCAACGAUUUGCUAUGAAAAAAAUUAUCAAGAAUAAUUUAAUGUUACGUAAUCAAAUUGAACAAGUAUUCGCUGAACGCGAUAUCAUGAGUUUUACUGACAAUCCAUUUGUUGUCACCAUGUACUGUAGUUUUGAAACAAGGAAACAUCUUUGUCUUGUAAUGGAAUAUGUUGAAGGGGGUGAUUGUGCAUCUCUUUUGAAAAAUAUUGGUCCUUUACCACCAGAUAUGGCAAAAUUUUAUUUCGCUGAAACUGUACUUGCCGUUGAAUAUCUUCAUAAUUAUGGAAUAGUGCAUCGUGACUUAAAACCUGACAAUCUUUUAAUUACUGCAUUAGGCCACAUAAAACUGACUGAUUUUGGAUUAAGUAAAAUGGGUUUAAUGUCAUUGGCAACUAAUUUAUAUGAAGUACAUGUGGACAGAGAUACUCGCCAAUUUUCUGACAAACAAGUUUUUGGUACACCUGAGUAUAUAGCUCCAGAAGUGAUUUUAAGACAAGGUUAUGGUAAACCAGUGGAUUGGUGGUCUAUGGGAAUAAUAUUAUAUGAAUUUUUGGUAGGGUGUGUACCAUUUUUUGGUGAAACACCAGAAGAACUUUUUGCCCAUACUGUAAAUGAUGAUAUUGAAUGGCCAGAUGAAAAUGAAUGGCCAAUUCAGCCAGAAGCUAAAAAUAUAAUAUCAUCAUUACUGCAACAAAAUCCUAGAGAUCGAUUAGGUACUGGCGGAUCACAUGAAGUCAAAGAUCAUCCUUAUUUUUAUGGAGUUGAUUGGAAUUCAUUAUUGAGACAAAAAGCAGAAUUUAUGCCACAAUUGGGCAAUGAAGAAGAUACUAGUUAUUUUGAUUCCAGAAGUGAUCGUUAUAGCCACGAAAUUGAUGAGGAUACAGAUGAUGAUUCAUUGAUUUUGGGUACAUUUUCAUCUUGUUCACCACAGUUCAAAAAAGUAGCAAGUAAAUUGUCAAUGAGUAAUGAAUAUCCAUCAUUAUCUCCUUCAGUAAACUAUAAAGAUGAUUCUUUAUCUAUUAAUACUGGAAUGUUUGACACAUCAGCAUCAGAAGGAGAAACAGUUGAUGAAAGUUUAAAAUCACCUGUAGCUAAGAAAACAUCACUUGACAAGUCACAAAAUGAAGACAAUGAAAAUACUCAAAUAAGUCGUAGGCGGCGCUUAUAUAGUAAAGAAAGUAUACCGAAAUUCUCAAUUUCGAUUGAAGAUGACAGAUCUCCGCAAUUAAGAAGUUUAUCAGAAAAUGAGUCUGAUGAUCCUUCAUCAGAAAAAAAGGAGGAAUUCCUAAGUUUACCUGUGACUACUAAUCUAUGCCCCACUUUACCACCUUCACCAAGUACUUCAAGCAUGGCUAAAAGUCACAAAAACAAUUCUCUUGGUGGUCAACGGGCAAGAUCUGUCAUCAAGAGUUUUUCAGCCACCGGAUUGUCUCUGAUGAUACCUCCUGAAUCCAGUAAUAAUGGAUUGCAAAUGAAGUCUCCAGGAUCUUGUAGUGCGUUAAACUCGCCUUGCCGCGAUGCACCUUUAAUCACCAGUUUGAAGCCACCAAUUAUAUUGCGCAGAGGCCCCUCAGGCUUUGGGUUUACAGUUAACACUAUUCGUGUAUACUAUGGCGAUAGUGAUUUUUACACUAUGCACCAUUUAGUAAUGGCGGUGGAUCCCGGAAGUCCGGCGUUCGAAGCGGGCCUGAGCCCUGGUGAUCUGAUUACUCAUGUAAACGGAGAACAAGUUCAAGGGAUGAACCACACACAAGUAUUGCAGCUCCUGUUGUCCGGUGGUGACAAAGCUACCUUGCGGUCCACGCCACUGGAGUUUACGACCAUCAAGACCGGCGGACGGCGCCGGGAACCUGGCCAGAGCAAGUUGGCAUCGAACUCCAGGCACAAAGGCCUCGGGUUCGCGCACCACUCGCACCGACACAAGAGGUCGCAGCGCAAAGACAUACCGGCCGGCGAAAGCAGACGCCGGCAAAAGUCGUCGUUGUUCCGUCGGAUUAGCACCAAAUGCACGCCCGACUAUCAACAGCUUACCAUCAUCGGAAAUCGAUCGCCUGUAGCAGGAGGUGCCGCGACGCAGGAUGCGGUGGCAACAGCGGCGGUGGCGUCGUCGACGUCCGCGGACUACUCGUCGUCGACCAGCUCGUCGAGUUCGUCGGCCAACUCGUCGCCGACGGUGACGCCCAACUCUCCCACGCCGUACCAGCGGCCGUCCACGCUGCACGGGCUCAAGCACAAACUGCACUCGGUCACCAAAAACCUGCACUCGCCGAACCGCCGCAAGUCCGUCGGCCACAUUCCGCUGUCGCCGCUGGCCCGGACGCCGUCGCCGUCGCCGCUUCCGCAGUCGCCCACCCGGUCGCCCAGCCCGCUGACGUUCUCGUCCGGCCACCAGCCUGGAAGCUCGAACACCACGCAGUCGUACAGCCCGUCGUCGCUGACGUCGUCCAACCCGGCGGCAUCGUCGGCAUCCACCGGAUGUGCGGCCGCGGCGGGUUCCAACGCGACGGCCGGCUGUGGCGGCGGUUCGUCGGGCGGCUCCGUCAUCGUCGUCAAGAAGACGGCCGGUUCGUCGUUCGGCCGGCCGUGCAAGACGUCGGAACCGGGGUCGCCCCUGUUGCGCCGCGCACUGUCGCCCGACCGGUUGCACCCGCGCACCGCCGAGACCAAGUCCAAUUCUAUUUCGCCGCUGUGCGAUCCCGCACUCAAGGUGACCACGCACCACGCGCCCAGGGUCACGGUCACCACCAAGUCGCCGCCCAUGUGCGUCCGAGGACCCGGCGUCGCGUCCGCCAACUCGCCGCUGUCCAAGACUUGCACGACGACGACGACGACUACGACGACUACGAAAAUUUUGCAAAACGACUCGGCUUCCGCCGCCGAUGAGAAGAAGAAGAUCGUCGUCGUCGUCCCGCCUGUGGUCGGUAAAAGCGAACAACCGCCGCCGCCGCAAGUCGGCAAAAUGUUCGCGGCGGACGUGAUCGUCGGCGGCGGCAUAGUCGGUCACGUAUCGUUGCCUCGUAUCGCCGAGGAAAGGGACCAUCAGCAACAGCAGAGUGUUCACAACAAUCAUCAUCAGCCGACCGCCGUGGUGGCGGUCAUCGAAAGGCCGAAGCCCACGAAAUCCGCGAACGGCGGCUGCAGGUACUUCUUCAACAGGAAAUACAAACAGAACAGGGAACAGCAGCAGCAGCAGCUGCAGCCGCCUCAACCGCAGACGCCGUCUUGUUGCAAGUCGCCCGACGUGGAGGCGUCGUGCAAAAACGGCGGUGCGGUCGCCGGAAAACAAUGUACGCCGAACGACGCGUCGACACCGUCCACACUUCAACCCUGAGCGGGGUCGACGACGUCCGACGACGAUGACGAUAACUCAAAUAUUUAUAUUUGGUUUACUCCGGAGCUCUCGCUCUCGACCCUUAGCGCCACAUCCCCACCUUCCCCCUCGGCGGGAUUUUACGAUUAAUUAAUAUUACUUUCAUUCAUAUAUUAUGUAUUAUGUAUAAUUAUAAUAUUAUUAUUAUCUCUAGACUAGGUGAAAACUGUUGGUAUAUGUUUUUGUUGUUUAUUUUUUUUUUUUAUAUAAUUUGUUUAUAUAUAUAAACUAUAGUUUACGUUAUAAUCAUUUAUCUCCGCGCUAUCGAGUACGAAGCCGCUUAAGUUUGCGUCGUUGUAGACCUCGUAAAUGUCGUGAUAAUGUGCUUGUGGAUAAAUACUCGUAUAUAAUAAUAUGAUAGAAAUGCACAGUCUUAUCAAAUGUUUUAUACGUUCGUGGAUUAAAUACUAUUGUUAUCACACUAGCGGUCGGAUUCCGAAACGAUUAAAAUGUAUUAUAUUCGUUUACUAAUGCACAACGUUCUGUAUUUCAUUAUUGUUUAGGAACAAUAUUUAAAUUUAAUUUCAGUUUCGGUCUGGAGGAAUUUUUUUUUUUGUCAUUCAAAUUCAUUACUGUCGCUUUCGUUUGUACGACCAAUGCGCGUUUGUAUAUUGGUACCUAGUUAAGCGGUUGAGUGCUUUCAUCCGAGUUCGUUUAUCGUACAACAUGUUAGUUAUAGGUAUUUGUUCUACCUAUGCGUGUAUGUUAGUUUGCGUCAGAGUUCGGAUCGAGCUCGCUCGUGUAUGUGUGUAUGUGAGUGUGUUUGUGUAUACUAAUGCAGAACGCAUAAUAAAAUAUGCGACACGUGAUACUUGAAUAGUAUUAGUGAAAACUUUAUAAUGAUUAGCGUUUUCGGUAUUACUCGUGUUAGAGUUAUUUAUUUGUGAUAUUUUGUGAUAGAUAUAUGUACCCUAAUCAUUUAAUUUUUGUUCAUAAUUUUGGUCGUUUAUUACAUUUAGUAGGUAGAUAGUAGGUAUGUAGUUUCCAAACACGUCAUAAGAACCCAUUCAUCUUAUUAUUCAUAACAUAAUACUUUAUUAAUUAUUAUAUAACAAUUUAGGUUUAUAUGUAUAUAUUAUACAAUAUACAUACAAAUAACCUAUAUAUAUAUUUUAUUUGUUAUUUUUUGUUUUUUGUUUUUUUCAUUGUCGUCAAAAUAAUUUAAUAAUCAAACUUUUUUUUUAGUAUUCUAUUGGUAAAGAUCAUUCAAGGUGAUAGUUAUUUAAGUAUAAGUCAGGUUUAUUAAUUUUUUUCCUUAUUACGUACAUUGUACUUGAAAUGUAUUCUGAAAACAAAAAAAAAUUUAAUCGUUUUAAAAGACUGGAGAUUCAUUAAUCAUAUUUGUAUAAAUUUAACAUUGCACUCUACGAGCAGAAUAUUUAAUUUUGUUUUUAAUAUAAUAUUUAUCUUUAAUUCUUCAUCUUGUAUGUUAAAUAAUUUGUAUUUAGGUAUCGUUCUAAACGGUUUUAUAUUUUAUUAUAAUAUAUGAUUUUAAUAUGUUUAAUCAUUUUUUCUAUUAAAAUAAUAAGUAUAUUAGAAUAUAAUUUGUAAUAAGAGUGCCAAUCGCAAAUUUAGAAAACUUUUUUUGCAAUAAGCCAAUUAAUUUGUUUAAUGCGUAAGUAAUUUUUUUUUUUUUUUUGUAAUUUUAGUUAGGCUUAUUAAUAAGCCAUAAAUCUUGUUAUGUUCUGUUAUGAUACGUCGUUUAUGAAAAAUGUUCGAAAGCACAUGCGUAACACUCGUUUCGAUAUUAAACUCGUCACAUUUUUCUUACGCGGUUCGUUAUAUUAUAAGUUUUAAAUUUAUGUUUUAUUUUUGCUUUCUUCCUAUCUUGUGUCUACCAAAAAUUAUCGUUGAUGUAUAACAUUAUGGCCGUGUUAUUAUAUUUUAUUAUCAUCGUUUUCCCUGCGUCUUGCGAUGCCGUCAAAGCUCAAAAGGUAAUUGUUCAAAAACAAAUACCUAAAAAUUAUUUAUUUAUUAAUUUUAAUUAUUAUUGAUAAUCAUUUGUGCGUUAACGGUGCACGUCGUGUACCGUCACGUAGUAUAAUAACAUAGGCUUAAUAAUGUUAUACGUUUUACGGUUAUUCGCUGUCUAAGGUUACAACCUGUUCUUGUUUUUAUUUUAUUUAUUUUCUUCUUUAACCUUUACGUUUUGUCUUGUUAUUAUUAUAUUAUAUGUUUAUAUAUUUCGCAAAUGCAAUUUAUCAUUCUAGUGUACACGUUUAUUACAAUUUACGCAUUGUUGAAUCAUAUUUGUAAUAAUAAUAAUAAUAGUAAUAAUAAUAAUUAAUAUUGAUAUCAUUGCCGUGUAAUGUGUCGAACUUUCCGUCUCGUCUACUGCCCACCGUUGGUGUUGAUUUUUUUAUACUUACCAAACGUGGUAUUUUAAAAAUCUCAGUUGGGUGGGAUUUUUUUUUCAUUCCCUGAGCACACAAUAUCACAGUCCUAGGACGCUACCACGAAAAUCGCGUUGGUUUUCUAGGUGUAUCGUGUGCUCAGUACGCGUUCGCAUCCCAAAAAUGUCCCCUUUGAUUUUAAUUUAUUUAUUAUUAUUAUUUUUAAUUUAAUGUGUCGGUUUUCCUUUUUUAGAUAGAUUCGUAAUCGUUAUAUUAUUAUUAUUAUCAUUUUAUUUUUAACAUUUUUUAUGUACAAAAUAGUCGAUAAAUUGUAUCUAAUCAAUAAACUUAUUUUUUUUAA
This is a messenger RNA of Aphis gossypii (cotton aphid), 8162 nucleotides long. RefSeq names its product microtubule-associated serine/threonine-protein kinase 3 (gene dop). Bases 738 to 5429 code for a protein of 1563 amino acids. Lineage: Eukaryota; Metazoa; Arthropoda; Insecta; Hemiptera; Aphididae. Gene Ontology annotation, molecular function: magnesium ion binding; protein binding; ATP binding. Gene Ontology annotation, biological process: peptidyl-serine phosphorylation; intracellular signal transduction. The record is from RefSeq and is a predicted model, not a curated record. The transcript is spliced from 23 exons.